AUGGAUAUUGACGUCAUACCAUUUGCAAACUACUCUAAUUAUUAUACAUUUUUGAAAGUUAUGACUUGGAAUGCAACUACGAAAGAUGUGUUUAAAAUCACAGCACAUGAGGUGAGGAAGACCGAACUCAUGCUUGUACGAUUGGUGCAAAUGACCGCUUUUGCCGAGGAUGUCUUAUUGGUACGCGAAGGCAAGGAGCUUUCUAAUCGCAGUUCACUUUUUGAUUUAACGCCUGUGAUCGAUGAUGAAGGAAUUCUACGAGUGGGUGGCCGCAUAGACCAUGCUGAAUCCUUGCCAAUGUAUACUAGGAGACCAAUUAUCAUGCCACGGGAUCAUCCGAUGUCACGCCUCAUAACACGUCACUACCAUGAAAUGUACUAUCAUCAGAAUCAAGAAUCCAUCAUCUGCGCUAUCCGAAGUAAAUACUGGAUAACAAACAUUCGAGGUCUUCUAAAAUCUGUAAAACGUGAGUGUCAGCAUUGUAAAAAUAUGGGAGCGACUCCAAAGACUCCGUUAAUGGGACAAAUCCCAGAAGAUCGCUUAACACCGUAUAUUAGACCGUUUUCGUACACCGGCCUUGACUACUUUGGGCCGAUAAUGGUAUCUAUAGGUCGGCGUCGUGAAAAGAGAUGGGUGGCUCUAUUUACUUGCUUGACAAUACGAGCAAUUCAUCUGGAAGUAGCACGAGACUUAUCAACUGACGCCGUUAUUCUGUGCUUAAGGAACUUUGUCAAUCGCAGAGGAAUACCAGUUCGCCUACGCAGUGACAGGGGUACGAACUUCGUGGGGGCAAGCAAAGUCGAAUGGAUUUGUCUUAAAAAUGAUUUGGAAGCGGAGUGUACUCGUCGUGGAAUCGAGUGGGUAUUUAACUCACCAGCAAAUCCAUCAGCGGGUGGGGCGUGGGAACGUAUGGUUCGCAGUGUAAAAAGAGUCUUGUCAUUCACAUUGAAGGAAGCGGCACCGCAAAUAGAAACUCUGCAAAGUUUGCUUAUUGAAGCGGAGAAUUUAAUUAACUCCAGGCCACUUACGCAUAUACCAAUUGAAAGUGUUGAUUCCGACCCGUUGACCCCUAACCAUUUUAUUUUAGGGUGUCCUAACUAUAUUCAAACGUCAGAUUGCUCUAAGGCGGUAUGCUUACGAAAACAGUGGCGAGUCGUUCAGCAAUUGAAGCAAACCUUUUGGCGUAGGUGGAUGUUAGAGUAUUUGCCAACUCUAACCAGGCGCACUAAGUGGCAUCAAAGAGUUAAACCAAUUGCAAUUGGCGACGUAGUUAUCAUAUGUGACGACAACGAAAGUAGAGGCGAAUGGAAGCGCGGCAUAGUUCUGGAAGUGUAUCCUGCUCCUGAUGGUCAAGUAAGGUCGGCCCUCGUUAAAACAUCAUCCGGAAAUUUACGUAGACCUGCCUCGAAGCUCGCGGUCUUAGAUGUUUACGGUGAACCUCAAACUGCAGACGCACCUUCGGUUCACGGGGGGCGGAAUGUUGUGGAGAGCACCACGCUAUAAUUUAUACCAGUUUAAGACUUGAAUUUGAAUAUGAAUA
Messenger RNA from Rhagoletis zephyria (snowberry fruit fly), 1540 nucleotides. RefSeq lists its product as uncharacterized. Gene Ontology annotation, biological process: DNA integration. Lineage: Eukaryota; Metazoa; Arthropoda; Insecta; Diptera; Tephritidae. Gene Ontology annotation, molecular function: nucleic acid binding. The record is from RefSeq and is a predicted model, not a curated record.